Molecule: messenger RNA, 657 nt
Organism: Protopolystoma xenopodis
Lineage: Eukaryota; Metazoa; Platyhelminthes; Monogenea; Polystomatidea; Polystomatidae
Source: the annotation of a GenBank genome assembly
AUGUCCUGUAGGCGCGUCGUCGAGCCGGACUGUCCAAAUCAAAUCAAGGCCGGCCGCGGUUGUGGAAAGCACCCAAUUCCAGCUCCAUUUAAGAGCAGAUGUUCCGCAAGCCAUGGAGGAAAUCUCCUCAUACGGUCGCCUGGGUGUUGCCAUAGUCACUGUAGAAAGGUCGAAAAAUGUGUUGCUUUUUUUACCGGAUUGCAGUUUGCGCGCCAGCUUCAAUUGGAAUUAGAAGUGGAUUUGGCGCAUCAAAUAGCCGCACUCUGCCAGUCGAUUCGAACAAGCAAAGGGUAUUGUCAAGCUACCGGUUGGGAUGAGGGCCCAUCAAAAUCAGCGUCUUCGUCUGAAGAGCCCGUUUCGAACACCGUCCAAGUUGGCCGCUCCACGUUGUCCCGAUCGCCGUUCUGCCCACCCGUCCAUUGGUUGAGCGUAAAGUUCAGCUGCCAGGUUCAGCUUCACCGGAAUGGCGCGAAGCUGCGAUUUGAGCGUCGAUUUGCGCCUUUAUACCCUGUUGACAUGACAACAGAACACGUCCUGUUGCCGGGUGUACUACAGAGCCGUCUGCCGCGGAGAACACACCACCUCACUGCACUUCAUACAAUUACCAUGCAUGCACACACACGCACACAGGCGCAGACAAGUGACCCGAAGGCGUGA